AUGGAACUUCAGCGGCACUUUGAGCAGCUGGCUACUUCCACGAGCUGGCUGUCUCCGCUGGCUGUUGUUGCGCAUGUGGAUUUGGACGCGUUCUAUGCUCAAGUGCAAGGGGUUUAUGCGAAUAUUGACCCUGCAGAGCCGUUGUGCUGCCGCCAAUGGGGAUCUGUGAUUGCCGUAAACUACCCAGCACGAAAAUGCGGGAUCAAGCGGGGUAUGAACAUCAGUGAAGUAAAAAAACUAUGUCCAGGGGUCCAUCUGCCUCAUGUUGCUACGUUCAAAAAGGGUGAGACGACUUGGAAAAUGAGAGAUGAGCCAGAAAUGGAAAGCCAUAAGGUGAGUCUUGAUCUGUUUCGGAGCGAGAGCAGGAAAAUUUUUGCAAUUUUCAAGGACGAGUGCCCGGUUGUUGAGAAAGCGGGUAUAGAUGAGGGCUUUAUUGAUCUUGGACCCCAAGUUUAUCAGAUUGCCAAGGCCAGAUUUCCUGAAUUAUCAUCGAACGAUCCCCAGUCGAAACUGCCGCCGGUUCCCGAGUCAGUUGAUAUCGAGCAAUAUGGCCUCUGUUUUGCCGAUAAAACUCCCUCGACGUGGCAUGACAUUCUCAUACUACUUGGGAACAAAAUAGUGUAUGAUUUGCGACAAAAGGUUUAUGAGAAACUCAAGUACACCUGCUCCGCCGGCAUUGCGUCGUCCAAGGUCAUUGCAAAGCUCGGCUCGGGGUGUAACAAACCUUUCAAUCAAACGGUCGUCACCAAUUCACAUAUCCCCGAAUUCCUGGAUAAAUUCAAGCUGGGAGACGCUUGGGGGUGGGGCGGGAAACUUGGAGACGAGGUCACCCAAUUACUAUCGUUGCCGGACGACCACCAAUUCUCUUACAUUCGCGAUUUAUCUUUUGACCAGCUCAAAUCAAAACUUAAAGAUGAAAAGCUUGCCAGUGCGUUGCACAAGCUAUGCCGUGGGGCUCUAACAUGUGAAAUCACGAAACGAACAACUAUCAAGUCUAUGGCAAGUGUCAAGCAAUUCCGAGCCGGUGUCAAAACCGAGCAACAUGUCAAAGAUUGGCUGAAAGUGUAUAGUUCAGACAUUUCCGGACGACUCCAUGAUUUGGCUGUCGAUAACAAUGGACUUGAAUUCCGUCCCAAAUCUUUGACCCUCAAGUGGGCAAAAAACGAGAACAAUAAAAGCAAACGAGUGCCUGGAGAAACCCUCAUGGCAGUCCCGCAGGAAAACCUUUCCGAAGCAAUCUAUAAUCUUGUUGUUCCGGUUGCUGUUUCAUUGAAUCUAGUGGGCACCACACUUUUAGCAUUGGAUGCUUCGAACUUUGAAGAGUUACCAAAAGAGCGAAAACUCUUUGAAUCUUUAUUUGUUGACGAUGGCAAAGACGAAAGUCUAAAGUAUUGGUGUGAUAAGUGCCGUCGCAAAGUUGCCGACGAACAAGAACACAAAGAUUGGCAUUUCGCGAAACAGCUUCAGGCCCAACAAACGCCUCGGCCACUCAGUUUAAGCAGCCCGGCGUCACCAAGCAAACGAGGUGUGAAAAGAAAUGCUGCCGGUGAUCCCAAGCAAGGCAAAAUCUCUGAUUUUUUCAAAUGA
Molecule: messenger RNA, 1587 nt
Organism: Wickerhamiella sorbophila
Lineage: Eukaryota; Fungi; Ascomycota; Dipodascomycetes; Dipodascales; Trichomonascaceae
Product: N-acetyltransferase eso1
Exons: 1
Coding region: 1-1587 (528 amino acids)
Biological process (GO): error-prone translesion synthesis; response to radiation
Cellular component (GO): site of double-strand break; nucleus; replication fork
Molecular function (GO): DNA-directed DNA polymerase activity; damaged DNA binding
Source: RefSeq, a predicted model, not a curated record